GAGCGCGCGGGUGUUUUUAAAAGAAAAACAGGAGUAUUCAUAAACAUGGCGGCUGAAAAUAAUAACAGAACCGCUUCAGAUGUAAAUAACUUCGAAGAAGAUGUCAGUUUUUCUCACAUUACCGCCGUAGCUACAGGAUGGAUGUCGGACUUCAUGUUUCUAAGUUUGUGUCGAAGUUUUAAGGAGAGCAAACGUGAUGAAUUCAACGAAACGCUCUCAGCUUUCCAGACCAUUCAGAAAUUAUCUCUUAAGAGAAAUGAGAAAGCAAAGAUCUGUGACUUCCUGGCAAGAGUCAUGCAUGGAAAACUGCUGGAUGUGCAGUUUGAAGAUGAUGCCUCUGUGAUGCCUCUGAUGUCGGCUGCCAGACUCUGGUCAGACCUCAAAAACACUGUGACAGACGAAAGUUUGUUUAAAAACGUUGCCAUCCUUUUGAUUGUACAGUCUGUUGUUGUCUGCUUGGAGAAGGGUGAAAGGUCUUCUGCCUCCUCUGCCCUCAGGUGGUUUGAGAAUAACCGUGAACUUCCACAGGGUUUGAGAGUUAAGCUUUCGAAAAUAGUUGCACAGGAGGAGACUUACCACCCAUUCCUCAUGAGCUUCAGCUUCAGUCGCCUGCUAGAGACAGUCCAGUCCUACUUGGAUGCCUAUUUGGAGAAGAAUCCCUCUGACUACCUUCUCAAGGCAGCUUCAAAGAUGGUGCAGUCCUCACACAAAACUGAAGGUUUGGAGGACGAGGGGCCUCGGGACAACCCUCUUUCAAAGAAGGCCAGUGAUGUCACGGAGGACAGAAAGAAAGGAAACACCACAUGUCACAGACCAAAACGGAAACUACUCUCAACCAUAAAUACAGAUGUGUGGAAGCCUGAUACAUGCAAGAAGCGUCAUUUUUCUCCACGUCGAAUCUCCAGUAAUGCAUCAGAGUUAUCCCAGAUGACAGAAAAUUCACCAGACACAAAAAAGGUACAAAAAACAAGAAAACCCCCUCAAAAAUGGACCUCCCAGCUGGACAAGUACCUCAAGGAUGGUGUUAAACGUCACGGGCAGGGGAAGUGGUCUCGUAUCUUAAUGGAUUAUGACUUUGAAGGGCGCACCGGCACCAUGCUCAAAGACCGCUGGAGAGUUCUAAUGAGGGCACAUAAAGUGGGAUAAAGACACACAGAGCUUCUCUAAUUCGUACAAUGUAGCAUUUGACCUGUAAAUAAAAUCACCUGAUUUUUCUAUUGAUUUUUUUUAAUGAUUUUAGUUGCAUGCUCUGCUAUGUUUGCACUGAAACAAUUUACCACCAGAGGGUGCUCAAGCACAGAACAGUGAUCUGGGUAAGUUGGUCUGCUCUGACUGGGUAAAUUUGACAAUGUGUAACAAUGUGACAAUGUGUCAGUAAAACAUAAUUGUAUAUUUCACUCAGUCUUUUUUAGCUGACCAGCUAAAGCUGAGUUAGUUCCUUAACCGUGUCAGUGUAUGUGCUUUGCUGCUGCUGUGUGCACCAAGUCAUACCACCAGAGAGCAAUCACAGGAAACGAUGUAAAAGUUUUUAGUUUUUUAUAUUUAAGGCCACGUUUUUUUAGAUAAAUAAGGUGUAAGACAAGACAUUUGGAAAAGAGUACAAUAGCAUUGUUUUAUAACCAAAAUAAAAGGAAGUGUGCUUAAUGUGUGUGAGGAAAAGGUGGAAUGCUGUACAAGUGUCUUUCUAUUUUAAUGUGUAUGAAAAUCUGCUUUUUAAAAAUACUUUACACUGAUCUGGACCAUAUUAAAAGACAUAUCUGCAAAA
Neolamprologus brichardi is the source of this 1765-nucleotide messenger RNA. It is a transcript of the gene terf1, whose product is annotated as telomeric repeat binding factor (NIMA-interacting) 1. Gene Ontology annotation, cellular component: chromosome, telomeric region; nucleus; nuclear telomere cap complex. Gene Ontology annotation, biological process: telomere maintenance via telomerase; negative regulation of telomeric D-loop disassembly; negative regulation of DNA replication. The record is from RefSeq and is a predicted model, not a curated record. NCBI's taxonomy places the organism in Eukaryota, Metazoa, Chordata, Actinopteri, Cichliformes, Cichlidae. Gene Ontology annotation, molecular function: ankyrin repeat binding; G-rich strand telomeric DNA binding; protein homodimerization activity.